AUGUAAGGAAUGGGUAUAGGUGGAGCUUAUCAUGCAGCCCGCCGACAAGAUGAAUUGAAGCGAAUGAAAUUACAAAAGCAAAAUCAUAAGAAAACAAUGCCCUACAUGAGCUAGAAAAACACUCUCAAGGAUAUAUACAUGCAGACAUCAGUCGUUAACAGUGAAAAGGUUAACAUCAGUCUUGGAAAGAAUGAUGAUAGCUUUUUUGAAGAUUCAAAACAGAUGUCACCCAUGAAAUAAAGUAUGGACGAAAAUCAAUAAGUGGAAGGAAAACUCAAUUUGAAUCUUAUGCAUUUGGGGUCUGGACUUGAUACAAAUCACAUGCAGGGCACAGAAAGAUCAGAUAUGAUGAAGUCUUAAAAUUUAUCAAAGACUCAGUAACUGUUGCUUGGGACCAAACAAGAGGUUGUAUUUCUUAAGAAAUCAGCGCUGUUCCGAUACCAUGGCAAACAAAAUCUGUAUGACAAGAGGUCACUGUUCAUUCUUAAUGGGGACAAUCCAAUAAGAAAAGUAAUUGUUUGGCUAGUUGAUUGGAAAUAUUUUGAGUACUUUAUUUUGGUAAUGAUACUUUUGAAUUCCCUGGCACUGGUACUCUACGAUUACAGUGAUAGAAAUUCAGAAACAUAAUGGAAUUAGUACCUAGAUAUUGCUGGUACUGUUUUUACAGUAAUUUUCGCUGUUGAAUGUGGACUCAAAAUCCUAGCUUAUGGAUUUAUAAUACAUAGAAAAGCAUACUUAAGAUUAGGUUGGAACAUUUUGGAUUUCGGGGUUGUCAUUUCAGGUAUCUUAGAGACUCUGCCUGGCUCAGUCAGACUAAAAUCUCUUAGAGUUCUUAGAGUUUUAAGACCUUUAAGAAGCAUCAACGCAAUACCUAGCAUGAAGAAGCAUGUUACUGCAUUGAUAUAAUCUAUUCCAGAUUUCUUUAAUGUUGUCAUUUUUCUGCUAUUCAUCUUCAUUCUUUUUGCAAUCCUUGGUACUCAUUAAUAUUAAGGUAUCUUUUACAAUGAAUGCAGAUUCAAUCGUUAGCCCGAAACACCUAAUUCUUGGUUAAUUGACAUGAAUUAAACUAGAGUUUGUACAAAAACUGGCUAAGGAUUAUUUACGUAUGAUCACAUUGGAAAUUUCACAGCAAUCAAUUAUGGUAUAACAAAUUUCGAUGAUUUAGCUUCUUCCCUCUUAUCAGUCUUUCAAAUAGUAUCCACUGAUGCCUGGAGUGUCUAUAUGUUCAAUCUUAUGGAUGCAGAUGUUCCAUUUGUAGGAGCAGCAUAUUGCAUAUUAAUGGUUGUAAUUGGUGCUUUUUUCCUGAUGAAUUUAAUUUUGGCAGUCAUCAUUCAGGCAUUCAUUAAGAUUUAGAAGAGAGAACUUGAUGAAGAAUUCUUGAAGUUAGAAGAUAAGAAAUAGGAUAAAGAUCAACUUGAAAUACUAGAAGAAGUUGCUGAGUUUUAGGAUUAAGCUGCAACUAGAGCUUAACCGCAUGAUCAAAAUUAGGACGAAACUGUUGAGAUAAAGUAGGAUUGGGAUCAAAAUUAUUCAGCCUAUCCUAAAUCAGACCUAGCAGAUUCUAGGCAGAAUCUUGCUACACAUGACAAUUACGCGAAUGAAAAUACAAAUUAUAAUAAAGACUAUGAUACCUAGUCCAAACUUAAAAAUUCUAAUUCUAGCAUGCCUACUCUUGGUAUGACCAUACUUACCAGCAGGGGGUUUGGGAAAAGAGUUAGCUAGGAAGAGACUCUUGUGCCACCAAAUUUGCAAGAAACUCUUCCAAAUCCACAAUCCCUUUUGUCUGACAGAAGAAAGUCUAGAAUUUAAGAAAUGACAGAGGAGUUGCAUGCUUUGCAUGAACAUGAUGAACCUAAAACUGUAAAGUCACAUGAAGGUGUAGCAGAUCUAAGUUUCUUGAGACCAAUCGCAAUGAAAAGAAAAGUAGCAAAUAUAUUUUCAAAAUAGUCAAACUCUAAUACAAUAAAUAGAUCUCCAAUUCAUGAAUAAGUUCAUGAGCAUACACAUGAAGAUGAAGAUACAGAUUAAUAGAAAAAACUUCAGUUCUCUUUUAUACCAUCAUAGGCUCUUCAAUUACCAUUACCAGACACAGCUAGAGAUUAACAGCCAAAAUCAGAAAGUCCACCAAAACGAAAAAAUCUAAUCUCUAAUUUCUUGGCAGAACUAGCCGAUAGAAAGAUAGAUGCCAAAACUAAUAACCAAGAUUAAGAUAUAGAACCUGAUACCCAUUAAAAUUAAGAAUAAAGCAAACUCUAACUGGCAUUUUCAAAAUUUCUCGAAAAACAAAGAACUGAAAAAUAGUCGCAACAAGAAUAUUUUAAUAAUCUACUCUAAGAAACAAAACAAAAUUAUGAAAGAGAAAAAGAGGCUAAUUAGCCUAGCAGUCUUAGAUAACUUGCAUCUUUGAGACUGGGCAUUAAGAUAAAAAGGCAAAAAGCUGAUUUAUCAAAGGAAUAUAGGAGGUUCAAAUCAGAAUACAGAGCUGAAAAAAAUAAAGUCUUCAAAAUUGCCUUUAGAAUUUCACAGAACAAACUUUUCACAAGCUUUAUCUCUUUGUCUAUUGUUUUGAACACUGUGAUACUUUCUCUAGAUUCUUAUCCAGAGGAUGAUAAUUUAAACUUUAUCUAUGAGUGGAUUAACACUGGAUUUUCACUUGUAUUUAUUGCAGAGAUGCUAAUCAAACUAGUGGCACUAGGCUUGAAAGCAUAUUUCAUAGAUGCAUUUAAUACUUUUGAUUGUAUUGUGGUCUUUGCUACUGUUAUUGAUCUAUUUGUCUCAAAUCUUCUCUCAUAUGAAAGUGGUGGAGCUUUUACUGCUUUAAGAGCUUUUAGAUUAUUAAGAAUAUUUAAACUUGCUAAGUCCUGGAAGAAACUACAAUAGCUCCUAAAAACUAUUUGGAAGACUUUGAAAGAUGUUAGUACAUUUUCAAUCUUGCUCUUUUUGUUCAUGUUUGUAUACUCACUUCUUGGAAUGGAGAUGUUCGCGUAUAAAGCUAAAUUUGAUGCGCUUGGAUUUAUUGAUAUGGAAAAUGGUAUAGAUCCUCCCUAAAACUUCAAUGAAUUUCUUGAAGCUUUUACUACUGUAUUUAUCGUUCUAACUAAUGAUGGCUGGUCUUCAAUAUAUUUCAAUUACUAUAGAACAGCUGGAGGUAUUAUCUCAACUAUUUUCUUCAUUUCAUUAAUCGUAAUUGGCCAGAAGAUAUUACUUAAUCUCUUCCUUGCUAUUCUUCUCGAAAAUUUUGAUGAAGACUCGCUAAAUCAAGAGAUUAAAGCGUAAUUCAAAGAGUAAGAGCAAAUGAAGAAUGAGUUAACAAAAAUAGAGAGAUUUAUUUAAUGGGCAAAGGAUAAGUUAAUGGACUUUUUUAGUUUAAACUAAGAUCAGAAUUAAUCAGCUAAAUUUUAAGGCAAGGUACAAGGAAAUUCAAGUGGUAGUGGAAAUAGCUCAAGUUUCGCUAACUUAUCCAAUACAGUAAGAAUAUAGGCAUCAACUCUUACUAUGACUCCAAAGAGUAAUCCAACAGCCAAUGAAAGAAGAAGAAGGAAGAGGUUAAAGGACUCAAAACAGUUAUCAAGUAUAGACAACAAUGUAUAUGUAGAAGGAAAAUCUUUAUAUCUAUUUGGAAUGGAGAAUUGGUUUAGGCAAUUGAUCUUUGAUAUUGUUACUAACAUGAAGUUUGACUACUUAAUUAUUUUCUUCAUUAUCCUCUCUGCAGUUUAACUAGCACUAGAAAACCCUCUUAAUGAUCCUAAUGGUGUGAUUGAGUAAGUACUAUUUUAUAUAGACACAGUUUCAACAGCAGUUUUCUCAUUAGAGGCCUUUCUUAAGAUAAUUGCAUUUGGUUUUAUAUUCAAUGGAAGACCAAGCUAUUUGAGAAAUCCAUGGAAUAUGCUAGACUUUGUGAUUAUAAUCUUUUCAAUUUUGUCUCUGACUCCCUUAGUAGGAAAUUUAAAAAUCAUUAAAAUCUUUAGAGUUGCUAGACCUCUUAGAUUGAUUAGCAGAAAUAAAGGAUUAAAAGUUGCUGUAAAGGCAUUGGCAUAAGCUAUUCCUAGCAUUGCAAAUGUUACGAUUAUCACUCUCUUAUUCUUUGUUAUUUUUGGAAUCAUCGCAAUCAGUUAUUUUAAAGGCAAAUUUUUCGUUUGCAAUAUUGCAAAUGUAGACACAGCAGCUGUCCUUACUAUAUAAACGAAAUGGGAUUGCUUUAAUGCAGGAGGGACUUGGCAAAAUAGUCCUUAUUCUUUUGAUAAUAUAUUAGAUGCCUCAUAAACUAUGUUUUAAAUGGCUACUACUUCUGGCUGGUCAACCAUAAUGUACACUAGUAUGUCCUCAACAGACAUUGAUUAUGUUCUUGUUAAUAAGAAUAAUCCCUAUUGGUCCCUAUUUUUCAUUGUAUUUAUCAUCGUUGGUGCAUUCUUCCUAUUAAAUCUCUUCGUCGGAGUCGUAAUUUCAACUUUCAAUAGAGAAAAAGAUAAAAUAGGUGGAAAUAACCUAUUAACUGACUAGUAAAAGGAAUGGAUUGACACUCGCUUAUUGGUAAUUAACUCUAAGCCGAUGAAAAAGUUAAAGCCUCCUAAUAAUAGUAUUAGACGCAUUUGCUUUUUAAUUUAGGAAAAUAGAUUUUUCGAUUUGGUAAUAUUUGUUUGCAUUUUACUAAAUACUUUGAUAUUAUGCUUAAAAUGGUAUGAUUAGCCUAAUGAUCUUGAUUUUUCUACUGAUGUAAUAAACUACAUAUUUACUUUUAUCUUUACUCUGGAGGCUUUUAUCAAAAUAAUGGCUCUUGAUAAACUCUAUUUUAAAGAUGGGUGGAAUAUUUUCGACUUCACUAUUGUGAUAGGAUCAAUUGCUAGUGUUUUCCUCACAUUAUUUACAACUUUAUCAAUUGGAGGAGCAACAACUAUUAUUAGAGCAUUUAGAAUUUCAAGAGUGUUUAGAUUGAUUAAAAAGGCAUAGAGCUUAAGAAUGGUCUUUAACACCUUUAUUGUUACCUUACCUGCACUUGCUAAUGUAGGUGGUCUAUUACUUCUGCUACUGUACUUAUACUCUGUUCUAGGUGUUUAUUUAUUUGCUGAAGUAAAAAGAAAUGGGAUUAUGAAUGAUGUGUUAAAUUAUGAAAGCUUUUGGAAUGCAUUUAUUACUCUAUUCAUUGUAGCAACAGGUGAUUCUUGGGAUUAGAUAAUGGAUUCAUCAACUCAAGAAAUGAGUAUCACUUACUAGUGUUAAGCUGACCCAACCUACUAAGAUUAUGUUAAGAAUGGAGAAAUGCCAGUUGGUUGUGGUAUUGGAGCUGCUGCUCACCUUUUUUACUAUAGUUAUAUUCUAUUUGUAAACUUGAUUUUCCUCAAUCUCUUCAUUGCAAUUAUUUUGCAAGGCUUCGAAGACACAUAGUAAAAAGAAACAAGACUUUUCAACAAUGAUACAUUAGGCUAAUUUAGGAAAAUAUGGGCAGAUUUCGAUCCAGAGGCAACAACUUUUAUUAAGAUUUCUUAGCUUAAACCAUUGCUAUUCAAGCUUGGAUCACCUUUAGGGUUUGAUAAGACUUUCAAGGGAAGUAAGGCAAAGCAAGAUAACUUCAUAAUAAAUCUAGACUUGCCAACAUACAACGACUUUACUGACUAUCAAUUUUUGGAUGUUCUAGAUGCAUUAUCUCUGAGAUUAAUGGUGAAAGAAAAUUUUGAAAAAUCUAAGAAACGAGAGGAGGAGGAAGAAGAGAUAAAAUCUGACGGAUCAUUAGAAGAGUAAGGUCAUGAAAUAAAAAGAAUGGAUACAAAGUAAAAAGAAGAAAAAUUUAAGAAUCAAAUAAUUUAGGAUAUCAAUAAGCUAAAGUUCUCAGAAGGGGCUCAGGGUAUAGAUGCUGUAUAAUAAGUACAGAUUAAGGAAAACAAGAUGUAGGCUUCAUAGAAAAAUGUCAACAAGGAUAACUACUUUACUUCUUUACAUCAGGCUGCAGCAGAAGUAGCUUUUAAUCAUAUGAAAUAUGUAGUAGCAAAAAGAAAGCUAAUAAAGAAAAUAGAAAAUAUGGAAAAUGAAGAGAUGGAAUACACAAACUAAUUGAUGCAAGAUGCUUAAUAAUCAGUGCCAAACGUGGUAGAUUCAUCUGAAAAUAGUAUAAGUAUUUCAAAUAGUCAACCUAGUAGGCAUAAUAUAACUAUUCCUCCCUCUAGAGAUGAAAUUUCAUCAAAAAGUUCAAAAAAUGUAUUGAGCAAGUUCACAAAGCCUGAUAAAAGCAGAAAUGUAAUUAAUCAAGAAAAGUAGGACAAUCCUAUACUAAACUAUUUACAGAAUGAACCUAAUAAUAGAAUAAUCAUCCAAGAUAUGACUGAUUCUAGGAUUAAAGUGAGAUAAAACACUAAAUACAUUUCAAAAAUGCAAAGAAAGAAAAAAAAUUCUGCUAAAUAAAACAGUAAUGACCAAAGUUAAAUAUAGUAGUAGCAAGACGAUUAGUUAGCAGUACCUUAGGAUUAAAUUGAUAUCACUAAGUCAAGUUUUAGUAUUAAUUCCAUACUUGAUACCUCAUAAGUUGAGAAGAUUAUAGAAUAAGAAAUAGGGGCUCAUAGAAUGCCAACUCUUAAAUUUCAGGUUUCAAAUUAAGACGAUGAAAAUAAAUAAGACUAUGAUGAUGAAGAUACAAGAAGAAGUGGAAGCAAUAGGAAUCUGAUGAGAUAAUAUCAUAAUCAAAGUAAAACAUAAACUGACUAGUCAUUGACUAUUGAUUAGUCUAGAGAGUAGGUAAUUAGAAAUCUAAACAAUAGCAACAGAGGCUUCAUUAAUGCCUAGAACAAUAAUAAUGCAUUUGGUGGAUCAAUGGGUGGAACUGGAGAGUACAUAUUAACAAAUGAUUACGAAGAGGAGAAGCAAAGUAGAAGUAAUCAAAUGUCCCCUAGUAGUAGAAGAAUAAACAAUAGAUAUGCAUUUGAUAAUCCAGCAAGGUAGCUUACUUCAUUUUUGAAUUAGAACCAUACUGAUCAAAACAGAUAACACUAGUUGCUACCAUAAAGAGAUGGUAGCUUUCACCUCUAGAGAAUGCAGAGCUCAAAUUCUAGAAAUAGUAAAAGUGAUAUUUCAUAGUUGAUUUAAGAAGAGCUCACUCGUAUGCUAAGCAUUCCAAAAAAUAAACAAUAUCUUGAACGUAUUGAGGAAGCGGAAGAUCAGCACGAGCUAGAAAAUAUAAAGAGAGAUCUUUAUUCUAAUGAUAACUUUAUGGAGGAAAUUUAGAAAGUUAUUGAGAGCAAAAUUACCACACCAGCAAGGCUCUCAGAAUUAAAAAAUGAAAUAAAAUAGUUCUCUGGACUCAAUAGCAUGUCAAGAAUUCAUAAUAAUGAAGAGGAUAUAGAUAUAUUUACUGACAGAGAUGGUGAUUUCAACAAUACUAAUUGA
Molecule: messenger RNA, 7371 nt
Organism: Stylonychia lemnae
Lineage: Eukaryota; Ciliophora; Spirotrichea; Sporadotrichida; Oxytrichidae
Source: the annotation of a GenBank genome assembly